This is a messenger RNA of Apiotrichum porosum, 4299 nucleotides long. RefSeq lists its product as uncharacterized. The coding region runs from base 1 to 4299 and encodes 1432 amino acids. The transcript has 10 exons. The record is from RefSeq and is a predicted model, not a curated record. Gene Ontology annotation, molecular function: ABC-type transporter activity; ATP binding; ATP hydrolysis activity. Gene Ontology annotation, cellular component: membrane. Lineage: Eukaryota; Fungi; Basidiomycota; Tremellomycetes; Trichosporonales; Trichosporonaceae.
AUGGCUGACCCUCCCCCGCCUCAUUCGGAACUGGUGUUCCACGAGGUGGAGGAGUUCAUUGACACGAGCGACGGCAGCUCGAGCAGCAACAACAACAACAACAGCAGCAACAGCGACGUCACCCCAACAGGCACAAUGUCGCCUGCUAACGGUCCCGCUUCUCCCCCAUACUACACUGCGCGGCCAAGUAUGUCGUCGACAACAGAGCAAGAGACUCCCUCAGCACAGGUCACGACCUCGACACGAUCAGCUCCAACAGUGCCGGGCCCGCCCAUCAAGCUGGCAGCUGCUGCCGCCAGCGCCGCUGCGCUCGUGCCCGAGCGAGCGGACGUCAUCGACGAAAAGUCAGACCUUGCCGGCAGCAGCGAUCCGAGCGUCACCAACAAGACUCUUGUCGCCGACGCCGAGGCAGCAACGCAGGUCCCCUCUGCACUGCUCAAUCUCCCACCACCACCGCCGUUCGACUUGGACGUCGAGGGCCUGACAGUCGGAGUGCCGUACGACCCUUUGUCAUGGUACAUUGGCCGGGCUGCCAAGCUUCUCGGCGACGCCAGCUUGGAAACUGCAGACAAGGAGACGGCAGCCAGCAAAACGAUCCUGUCAGAUGUGUCAUGCACGUGUGCAUCUGGAGAAGUACUCGCAAUUCUCGGCGGCUCGGGAUCCGGCAAAACUACGCUCCUCAACGCCGUAGCUCACCGUCUGGCCAACCUCCCGGUCCGAGCUGGUGAUGUCCAAUACGUUCCCUCGCGGGGUGGCAACCCUCUUGGGCACCGCGAGGCCCGGCGCAGAAUCGGCUUCGUGAGACAGCAAGACUACCUCGUCGAGUGUUUGACAGUGCGUGAAACCCUCACAUAUGCGGCACGACUCCGUCUUCCAACUAGCCUCUCGCGCGAGACCAUCGACGUUGUUGUGGAAGAGACUCUUGACGAGCUGGGCCUGCGAGAUGCCGCGGACACUGUCGUUGGUGGUCCCCUGCGAAAGGGUAUCUCUGGCGGCGAGAAGCGAAGACUCUCCAUCGGCUGCGUACUCGUCACCUUGCCAUCAGUGUUGAUCCUGGACGAGCCGACCUCAGGUCUCGACGCGUACACAUCGUACCUCCUUCUCCGCACACUCAACGCUCUGGCGCGUCGAGGCCGAACAGUCAUUCUGUCUAUCCACGCGCCUCGCUCGGACGCAUUUGAGCUCUUUGACCGCAUCUGCCUUCUCUCAAAGGGCAAAGUCGUGUAUUCCGGGAUGCGAAGCUUGUGUCUCCCGUGGUUUGCCGAGCUGGGCCACACCCUCGAGGACAAUGUCAACCCACUAGACUUCCUUAUCGACCUUUGCUCGAUCGAUAACCGAACGGUAGAAAACGAAGAGGAGAGCAAGGCACGUGUCUCUGCGUUGACAAAUGCGUGGGAGGCCCAUCUUCAAGUCAGCAGUGGCAAGAACCAGCUGGCUUUACUGUCCCACUCGCACCUCGUCGUACCAACGAACCACCCCCUCGCGCGUCAUUCCUCGUCUCAUUCCCAAGAGGUCAACGAACUGCACCGGACAGUCAGCAUUCAGGCCGUGGACUCGAAGCGCCCCGGGUGGUUUUUACAAACCCGCAUCCUUACAGCACGCGCUCAUCGCAAUGUCUAUCGAAAUGUACCCAUCCUGUUCGGACUGUGCUUCCAAGGCGUGGCCCUUGGGUGCUUUAUCGGCGGGACAUUCUACAAGAUACCCGAGACCCCACAGGGUAUCCAGUCGCUCAAGAACCUCUCUUUCCAGUUUAUGCCGUCCGUGUUCUACCUGCAACAGGUUUUCUGGGUCUACAAGUGGUGUACCGAUCUGGUAAUCUUUGACCGCGAGCGCGAGGACAAUCUCUACGACGUGGUGCCGUAUGUCAUCUCGGACUGGCUCUCUUACCUGGCCCCAGCAGUCUUUUCGCCCACAGUGUACAUCAUUCUGGUCUACUUCAUGGCCGAGCUGCGAAUGGACGAGAUUGCGAGUCGUCUGUUCACCAUCAUUGCGUCUACUAUUCUUGUUCAGUUUGCGACGCAGGGCCUCGCCCUGUUCGCUGCAGCCGUGACACGAGAGUUUGCCGUGGCAAGUCUUGUGGCGAAUGCCAUCAACAUCUUUCAACUCCUGUCUGCGGGCUUCAUUCUUGUCGAGCCCCCAGUGUACGCAGCCUGGAUCCGCUGGCUGUCGCCAUACUUUUACUCUUUCCGCAUCGUCGCCACGGUCUUGUUCAAGGACCGUACAUUCGCGUGUCCGUCCGUCUCACAGGCCAACCUCGAGCAGUGUGAUGGCAACAAUGUGCUGCGGUCGUUCAGGUUCAACCUCGAUACCAACAUUGGCGCGUGGUUUGGUGGCCUGAUCGCGUUUGCGCUGUUCGAGUAUGCGUUCUCGUGCCUCAUCUUAUGGGCCUGGCACGCUGGCGGUGUGCGCCACGCCUCUGAGAUUGACUCGCACCAUCGCGGCAAGCAGGCGGAUGUGGCAGACAGCCACCUGACGCGUGACCUCAUCAGUGUCAGUGCCCGGCAUCUUUCGUUGGCAUGGGAACGCCGUGGUCGCGGUCUGCUCAAGAGCUCCAAAAAGGUCAUUCUCGAAGACAUCUGCGUUACCUUCCCUCCCGGCCAGGUUUCUGCCAUUCUCGGUCCGUCAGGCGCCGGCAAGUCGACCUUUCUCCAACUUCUUGCCAGCCGCAAGUUGAAAGCUGGCGCACUGGCCGGUUUCUACCUCAAGGGCGAGAUCCUCUUCAACGGCCAGGCGGCCACCCACUUGUCCAUGAGCAAUGUGGCGUUUGUGGAACAGGAAGACGACUGGCACCUCCCCAGCCUCACGGUCCGCGAGACGCUGCGGUACGCUGCCAUUCUGCGUCUCCCGCAGGACAUGCCCAGGAAGCAGAAGAUUGCACGUGCCGAGACGGUCCUGCGCAUGCUUGGCCUCAAGGACUGCGCCGACCUGCCUGUGGGUGGUCAGUUGAUCAAGGGUAUUUCCGGAGGAGAAAAGCGGCGCCUGUCGCUUGCUGUACAGAUGAUCAACGAUCCCGCAGUGCUCCUCGUCGACGAGCCCACGUCUGGCCUCGACAGCAGCAUUGCGCUGAGCGUCAUGCAGGUGCUAAAGGACAUUGCCGCCACGGGCCGCACAGUCAUUGCCACGAUCCACCAGCCCCGCUCGGACAUUUGGAAGCUCGCCGACAACGUCACCUUGCUCGCCCGUGGCGGCCACGUCGCAUACAGCGGCAAGCGCGCCGACGCCAUCCCAUACUUUACAUCUAUCGGAUACCCGAUGCCGACUGAAUUCUUCAACCCGGCCGACCACCUGCUGGACAUUGUCAGUGUCGACCCUCGGCCGGCGCUGAACGGCGCCAGUGCCAAGCGCGUGGGCGACAUGGUGGCCACCUGGUCGACGUACGAGGCGAAAGAGACGGGCGACGAGGACGUGUCGACGCUCAACACGACCGACGAGAUCCAUUCGGGCGCCAAGACGACACCCAUGCGCAUCGCGCUCCCCGUCGUCCUCGUGCGGCACUGGACCAACAUCUGGCGCCAAAAGGGCGUGUUCAUGAACCGGUGGAUGCAGGCGCCGUUUGUCGGCGCCUUGUUCAUCUUCUUCUUCCAGCGCCUCACACAUGGUCCACAGGGCGCGCAGGACCGCAUCGGUAUCACGAUCCAGUCGAGUACGGCGCUCGCGUUCGUCGGCGUCCUCAAUGCCGUGGCCAUCUUUCCGCCAGAACGCGACCUGUACUUUCACGAGGCGAACAGCUCGGCGCGGUACAGCUCCGCGACGUUUGUGCUCAUGUACUCGCUCGUCGAGAUUGGUCCGCAGAUCUUUGGCGCGCUGGCCUACAGUGCCAUCAUGAACGUCGGCGUAGGCAUGCAGACGAGCGUGCGCAUCUUUUUCGAAUACUUUGUCACCAUCUUCUGUCUCUUGCACAUGGGCGAAAGCUUCAGCAUGCUCUUUGGCGCAUGGAUCAGUGUCGAGGGCCUUACAGUGACGCUCAUCUCGACAUUCAUCUCCCUCGCCGCGCAAAUCUCGGGUGUCGUCUCGCUGUCACUGCCCGACUGGCUCGCGGCCGUCGCGUGGGCGACGUGCGUCAAGGGCGCCGUCCUCGUGCAGGUCAUCAACGAGUGUGUCGGCCUGGAAUUCACGUGUUCCGACCAAGACAUUGCCGAUGGCCAGUGUGUCGCGACGACGGGAGAGCAGAUGCUGGCCCUGUUUGGGUGGAACGACCUCCGCACGGCCAUGUAUGUGGGCAUCGUCCUCGCGACGGCGUUUGCGUGGCGGUUUGUCGCGUAUCUGGCCAUUUCGGCCAAGGUGGGCGGGUUUAGGUAG